AUGCCAAAACUGUAUGCCAUGCAUCGGUUCUUCAGGAUGGGCCUCAAACAGCAAAGAACGUGUCAGACUCGGGAAACAGGGACCUCUGGUGAGCUGGCUCUGCUCCUUCCAUCUGUCACUAUCUCUCAAUGCUGCCGCAGCGUCUCAAUUGUGGCCCCUUCAGGUCUGCGGGAUGGUAAGAACAGAGCAAUCACAGGUCUCUACAGUGGAAGGCUUGGCGGCCCUCAUUGUACACACAGGGUGAAAGGUUUGAGCCUUUGGUGGGUGACGGUGGGGACCAAAGCCGACGCCCAACCUGCCUCACCCAUGGUUGGUGUUUAA
Cladocopium goreaui is the source of this 321-nucleotide messenger RNA. The record is from the annotation of a GenBank genome assembly. NCBI's taxonomy places the organism in Eukaryota, Dinophyceae, Suessiales, Symbiodiniaceae.